This is a messenger RNA of Loxodonta africana (African savanna elephant), 1946 nucleotides long. Its product is annotated as arylacetamide deacetylase-like 2. The transcript has 5 exons. Bases 486 to 1694 code for a protein of 402 amino acids. Gene Ontology annotation, molecular function: lipase activity; carboxylic ester hydrolase activity. Lineage: Eukaryota; Metazoa; Chordata; Mammalia; Proboscidea; Elephantidae. Gene Ontology annotation, cellular component: membrane. The record is from RefSeq and is a predicted model, not a curated record.
UGGAACCAUCUUGACUGCAAUGGGGUUUUGAUUUUAAUGGGUUUACUGGCAUUUGACUAAAUAUUAGUUAAACCUUUUUUUCCCCCCCAAGUUCUUAUAAAACGUGCAACCAAAUAAUCAUGGAAUUUUACUUCACAGCUUACUGAUUUAUCAUUAAAAAUGCCCUCAUUUAGGUUCUUAUUUAGCAAUAGUUAGUUGUUAUGGGUUUGGCUAUGAUAUUACAGGGUGAAGAAAGACUGUAGGCAUUUUCAAUUCCAUGACAAUAAGACAUGAGUAAUCUGAUGAAUUACAACAUCUCUUUCAGACAAUCUAUAUUUCAAAACAAUUUACCGCUGACUCAGAAAUUUUUGAAUUGGAAAUUAGCUUCAUGUUGCUAAACUAACCACAUCACCUGAGAGUGUCCUCAGUCUACAUUGGCUCUGCUACUAUUAUUCAGUAUUCAUUGAAAAAUAUAAUCUCUACACUCAGAAGAGGCUGCAACAGAGAUGGUGGGAUUCAAAGCACUCUGUUUUGGACUAUUUUGUAUUCUCUUUGCCUCUCAUAUUUAUACACCCAUUCCGGACAACAUCGAAGAAAGCUGGAAAGUAAUGGUCUUAGUUGCAGGUGCUAAAACUUGUACAUUUUUGGCUUUGUUUCUUGAAAAUAUAGGUAUUAUGAGAUUUGAAGAAUUUUUUUCCAUGAUAAUCGUGCUGGAUUAUACUCAACCACUUUCAGAUGAAUACAUCACAGUGACUGAUACCACAUUUAUUGACAUUCCAGUACGUUUGUACUUGCCUAAGCAGAAGUCAGAAACCCCGAGGCGAGCUGUAAUUUAUAUGCAUGGUGGCGGUUUUUGUUUGGGAAGUUUCAAGCAGACGGCUUAUGACUUCCUGAACAGAUGGACGGCAAACAGACUUGAUGCUGUCGUUGUGGCGGUGGACUAUAGAUUAGCUCCUCAAUACCACUUUCCUGUUCAGCUUGAAGAUGGCAUCACUGCAGUCAAGUUUUUUCUUCAGGAUAAAAUUCUUAAAAAAUAUGGCGUGGAUCCCAGCCGAAUCUGUGUUUCAGGAGACAGUUCUGGGGGCACUUUAACGGCAGCGGUAAUUCAAGAGAUGCAGAAUGAUCCUGACACAAAACAUAAAAUCAAGAUACAAGCUUUACUUUACCCUGCCUUACAGGUAAUUGAUUCUUGUUUGCCAUCUCACCUUGAAAACGAGAAUGGCUUACUCUUGACACGGGAUAUAGCCAUCAAACUCGUAAGUCUAUAUUUCACUAAGGAUGAAGCACUUCCCCCGGCGAUACGAAGAAACCAACAUAUGCCUCUGGAGUCAAGGCAUCUGUUCAAGUUUGUUAACUGGAGCACGCUACUUCCCGAGAAAUACAGAAAGGACUAUGUUUAUACUGAACCAAUCCUUGGCAGACCUAAUUAUUCACUACCAGGACUUAUGGAUAAUAGAGCAUUACCCUUAUUGGCCAAUGAUUCACAGUUACGGAAUUUGCCAUCCACCUACAUUCUUACCUGUGAAUAUGAUAUCUUCAGAGAUGAUGGUUUUAUGUAUGUCACACGACUUCGAAAUGCUGGAGUUCCAGUUGCUCACGACCACGUAGAGGAUGGAUUCCAUGCAGCUUUAUCAUAUAUGACCUCACCAUUUUAUUUACAUCUAGGCCUUAGGAUAAGAGAUAUGUAUAUUAGUUGGCUGGAUAAGAAUUUGUAAACAUGGAAUAUAUACAUACGACCAUCACUUUAUGGAUUGUAAUUUGUGAUACUUUGUAUACUAUGUGUCCUUGAACUAGUUCUUCAGUUUUCUAACUGAUUGGCUCUGUAUAUGUAAAAUAUAUGUAAUCCUGUCUGUGUUCUCCCUUUCUUAUAAUUGAUUAUAAUUGUAUUUUUUUCUGUGUUCUCCCUUUCUUAUAACUGAUUAUAAUUGUAUUAGUCCUAACAAUGGCCAACAUUCAUUAAAGUUGAG